AUGGACCUGAUCGACCAGCCGAGCUGGGCACACGCUCCAUCUGCGCCCACGGCAGACCCAAGUGUGUCGGAGAACGUCCGGGAGAGAGAAACAUUCAAAUACGACGACCUCGGAUGGACGUCCGCGAAUCUCAACGACCCGCACGACCCGGUGCCGCCUGCCACCCUCGCCUCGGCCACGGACCCGAGCCUGACCGCAUACGCACAGCUCGCCGUGCACAGGCUGAACGCCACGCGAGCCCUUAUCUCGUUAUUCGACCGGGACCGCCAACAUGUUGUCGCCGAGGCGACACGUUCGUCGCCCUUGGGUGUCCGCGAGCCUGCCCGGCGCAUGAGCAUCACGGACGGCGACCACGAACCCAGCAGUGAACAGGAUGUCGGGGAUGAUAGCCUUUGGCUUUGCGGUACCGCUAUACCGCGGUCCUUUGGGAUAUGCGAGCAUGUGCUUGUCUCUUCGGCCAGUCCUUCUGUCGACGGAUCCCCGGAAGCAGAGGCCGACUCCUCCGCUGCUGACGAACUGCCAGUGUCAGUCGUGCCUGACCUGGCGGCCGACGGGCGGUUCCACAACAGGCCGUACAUUCACGGCAGCCCAUACAACAGGUUCUACGCCGGUGUCCCUAUACGCACCCCGGGGCCGGACGGCAUAAACAUUGGCGUGUACUGCAUCUUCGACACGACGCCCCGGCCGGAAGGGCUGACCAGCGACGACAUCAAGUUCAUGCGAGACAUGUCGCGGACAAUAAUGGGUUAUCUUGAGUAUCGGGGCUCGUAUGGGAAGUACCAGAAGUCGGAGAGGAUGGUGCGCGGCAUGGGGAACUUUGUUGAGGGCUCAGACUCGCUUGAUCCCGCCCUCGAAGGCCCGACGCGUGGGCUGGGGCGCUCGAGCAAGCGGACAUCACGGCUCGUGAUCUCGGCUGAUAUCUCGACGGAGAGAGUCAAGAGGAAGGAAGAAAUCCCCGCCAAGCGGGAGGGGCCGCCUUUGCUGCCGAUCAGGACUGCCGCCACGGCCAAUGUCGGGGAUGAGGAAGCACUCAUAUCCUCUGGUCCGCGAAGUCCAGCUGUGUCGACGACCGAGGCUUCUCCGACAGGCGGCAAGGCAAGUCCUUUGCUAGGACCUCGAGGCAUGACCGUGUCUGCUAACGCUGGGUCCAAGGCGUCGUGGAGCCUGGCCCCGGACGAUUCUUCAAGGUCUUCGACGCCGCGGCCCGACUCGCGGCACUCCGCAGCGAGCACAAGCACGCAGCAGCCCGCCGUCGCACAGGUCAGCUCAGCCGACCUGCAGCUGGCCGAGUCGAGCCGGGUGUUUGCGAAGGCGGCAAACAUUAUCCGUCAGUCUGUGGAAGUGGAUGGCGUCUUGUUUCUUGACGCGACUGUGCGAUCAUUUGGUGGCCUCGUGGGUCAACAGAAUAAUGACACGAGCGGGCGGAAGGUGUCGACGGUCGGCCUGGACAAUAUCAACUAUCUGAGCAACGACGAGGAUGCGACGAGUCAAACACAGUCAGCAGGGAGGAGGGAGGACUACUGCAAUGUCCUCGGCUACUCGACCACGCAGGGAUCGACUAUCGGCGGAGAUCGCUCACCGUGGCAGUUUGAGGGACUCCGGGACAGGAACCUGCAGAGGCUGCUUAGACGAUACCCCCAGGGCAAGAUAUUCAAUUUCGAUGCUGAUGGAAGCGUAAUCCAGACAGCAAGUGCUCGAGACCCCAACGCUGCCACGCCCGGCAUGCCCCUCAAACGGCCAGCCUCUCCUACGCGGCAGUGGUCACGAGACAGCCAGGACCCAGAAGAUAUUCACCUAGCCGCCACUUCCGCGCAAAAGACAGCUACAACACAGAAGCGCUGGAGCCCUGCUCAAGCCGUCGUCAACCUUUUCCCCGGCGCGAGGAGCGUCGUCUUGAUACCGCUCUGGGAUGGGCAGAAGAAGCGCUGGUCUGCGGGAGGGUUCGUCUGGACGAGAAACCCGACGCGAGUUUUCACGACCGACGGGACGGUGACUUUCUUGCGGGUGUUUGGUCUGAGUAUAAUGGCUGAGCUCUACCGACUAAAUACGAAAGCCGAGGAGACGAUCAAGAGCAAUAUUCUCGGGUCCAUUUCGCACGAGCUGAGGAGUCCUCUCCACGGACUAGUUGGCGCUGUGGAAUUACUGCACGACUCGAAGCUUGAUAGUGUGCAACAAAACGUGCUAAAUAUCAUCGAGACAUCGGGCAAGACCCUGGUCGAUACCAUCAACCACCUGCUCGACUACAGCAAGAUAAACAGCUUCAUAGAAAACGACCGGGCCGACAUGGGCAAGAAGAACAGCGUGCUGGGCAAGGUAAACGCCCAUCCCGGCGAGCGCUCAGAGCAGGGCAAGACGAGGACUCAGACGCUGCCGGUCGAGCUGGACUGCCUGGUUGAGGAGGUUGUCGAGAGUGUUCUUGCGGGGUACAGUCACGAGCGAAUGUCUGCCCAAAGAUCACUACGAGACGACCUGGAAUAUACGAGGUCACAACGGCCGUCUACGGGAGCGGUCGAUCCAUCCCAGGAGCGCGUGCAAAUAUUCCUCGAUAUCGAAAAGUCUACGUCGUGGCGUUUCGACACUCACCCAGGGGCGUUCCGGAGGAUCGUGAUGAACUUGUUCGGCAACUCUCUAAAGUUUACCCGGUCUGGCCUCAUCAAGGUCAGCCUCACGCAGGAAGCGGCCAAGCCCUAUCAGCACAAUGUUGGAGCAACCAUUUUGCUCACUGUUUCGGACUCCGGCAAGGGCAUCAGCGAGGACUAUAUCCAGAACCACCUGUUCACACCGUUCUGCCAAGAGGAUAACUUCGCGCCAGGAACAGGUCUUGGCUUGAGUCUGGUAAGGCAGAUCACUGUCAACCUAGGGGGGGAGAUCAAAGUCGCCAGCCAAGUUGGCCGAGGCACCACCAUCACAGUAUCACUGCCGCUACCAUUCACAGGGGACGCGCCAGUUCCCGGAGAUCCAACGGGAUUCCGAGAGGCUGUGCAGACCCUCAGAGGACGAAAAGUGCUUCUGCGGGGCUUCGAAUCGCCCGACUCAGAGGAGAACCGUCACAGCUCGACCGCCCUGCAAGAGAUGGGCAAGCUCGUCGAAUCACAGGCGCACUUCCUCGAGAGCACAUGCCGCGACUGGCUGUCCAUGGAGGUCCUCGACCCCAGCAAACCACCGAGCCAAGAGCAGCAGCCGGACCUCAUCAUACACCACGACUCAAACGUGUCCUUCACCGACGGCGAGCGCAUCGCAGGCGAAGCCGAGUGCCCCGUCUUCUUCGUAUGCGAGGCAUUAGUAGCAACACGCAACUUCUCAUACAACCUGCCCGACGCCGCCAGCCGCAUCCGCACCUUCGAGUUCUUCGCGCCCCCGUUCGGGCCCCGCAAGCUCGCCAGGGCCCUCGUGCACCUGCUGGGGAUGUGGACGACGAAGCAGGAACAGGCGGCGCAGCAGCUGGUCCCGCACCACACGACCUCCGUCGAUGUCCUGCCGACCUCGGCGACGAAAGGCACGCAGGUCGACAGCCCCGUGGCCGGCAGGCGCAGGGCCAGCCUCGUGCCUGAGCGCGAGGAGAAGGAGGGCCAUGGCGUGACCGUUGUCACCUCCAAGCGCGCGACUGUCGUCGCGGCUACAGCGACGCCCAAGACCGCUGCUGAGACGGAUCCGACGCCGCUGCCGACACCGCCCGAGGAGUCGACGCUCGGCGGCACCGUGGCUGUCAUGACCCCUGUCGUCGAGAGGGCGAAUCCGAUGGAGACGGCUGUCAAGCCGGCUUCUGUGCUCAUUGUUGAUGACAAUGCUAUCAAUCUCAAGAUCUUAUCAGCUUAUAUGAAAAAGCUGAAGCGGCCCUACGUGACGGCUAUCAACGGUCUCGAGUCAUCGGAGAAGUACGCACACUGCCCGUCAGACUACUGCUGCAUCCUGACGGAUAUCUCCAUGCCCGUCAUGGAUGGCCUCGAGUCAGCACGCCGGAUCCGCCAGCACGAGAGGGCAAACAGGCUGGAUCAGACUCCCAUUAUCGCGCUGACGGGCCUCGCAGGCGCGGGAAUCCAGCAGGACGCGGUGGCUAGCGGCAUCGAUAUGUUCCUCACGAGGCCGGUGACGCUGAAGCGCUUGGUCGAGGCGUUGGAGUCGGUGGGACUGGAGUGCAAGGCUACGUAA
Diaporthe batatas is the source of this 4149-nucleotide messenger RNA. RefSeq lists its product as uncharacterized. Gene Ontology annotation, biological process: phosphorelay signal transduction system; phosphorylation. Gene Ontology annotation, molecular function: phosphorelay sensor kinase activity. Bases 1 to 4149 code for a protein of 1382 amino acids. The transcript has 3 exons. The record is from RefSeq and is a predicted model, not a curated record. NCBI's taxonomy places the organism in Eukaryota, Fungi, Ascomycota, Sordariomycetes, Diaporthales, Diaporthaceae.